Messenger RNA from Pelagomonas calceolata, 1307 nucleotides. The record is from the annotation of a GenBank genome assembly. NCBI's taxonomy places the organism in Eukaryota, Pelagophyceae, Pelagomonadales, Pelagomonadaceae.
AUGGCCCCAGCGCUCAAAUACUUGGCGCUUCUGUGGACGGCGUCGGCGCUCGUCGUGCGCGACGGCUCGGAGCUGAAAGCGGCCCUCGCGAACGGCGCGCCGGCGAUCGAGCUCGCCGCGGACAGUUAUCUUGGCGGCGAGCCCGCCGUCGUGGCGAACGCAGCGAGCGUCAUCGACGGCAAGGGCUUCACCGUGUCCCAGGCGGGCGCGCGCCAUUUCGUCGUCAACGGAACGAACGCCGCGCUCGAGCUCCGCGACCUCACGAUCGCGGUGGUGGACGCGCCUACGGCCAUCCCCACGUGCGCGCCGACGCCGGCGACGCGCGUUCCGGCACAAUACGUCGAGCCGCUCGCGCUGACGGACGUGAAGGACGCCGGUCUGGUUCCUUGCGUCGCGCCGUUUUGUAGGGCGACACGACCUCUACUCCGCCUCCUGGCUUCAGCCUAGACGAGAAGUGGCCGUGGCUCAUCUGCAUAGUGAUGGUCUUGCUAGGAUGCCCUAUCAUAAUGCAUCGAUCCAUGGACUGUGAAUACCAGGCCUUCGGGGGAUUUUGCGUGAUGUACUACGAUCCUAGGCUGGGCGCUUGCAUGUCAGCGGCGCACAACUCCCACUUCUUGUGUUUUUGCGUCGGCUGUUUCUUUGCUGUCGCGAUAUUCGCCGUGGGCCUCACCUCCAAGCAUCGAGAGCUCAAUUGCACGUGCGCCCUGCUUGGCGUCUUUGCGUUUUUUAACGGCGCGGUCCACUAUGUACUGGGCGCCAUUUUAGAGUGCCGGACGCCAAAUAUGAGCCAAACUGUCAUCUAUGGCUUCAUCCUGCUAUACAGCCUCGUAACCUUCACCGCGUACGGGGGCUGGUGCUACAAGUUUAUGGGAGAGAGCCCGGCCCUGAGUAUCGCGCUAGGCAUAUUUGCCAUCUUCUACGACGGUACUGCUACGUUUAAGGACGUGUUUGCCAACGACAUGGACCCGCGGUACAUUCAGUUAACAUAUUUGUUCGAAAGCGGCACUCAUCUCAUGUUAGCUUUCCUCGCCGCGUUCCGAUCGCAGGAGUUCGUGGAGAAGUUCCCCGACUUCCGGCCCCUCGUUUCUUUUGAGCUGGGCCUGGCCAUGAUAUUCCCCUGUGCCGCCGUGUUGCUCGAGCACGGGUUGCAUCGCAGCCGCUGCUGCAACGCCGCAAACGACGGGUUUGGCUGGUACUACAAGCACGGGGCCCACGUCCUGUACGACAUCUCCAUCGACAUGGCGUUCCUGGUCACGGCGAUCAUCACGUCGAAGAAAUUGCCCAAAUUGCCCAAGAAGAACGACUGA